AGCUGCCUCUCUCUCUCUCUGCCAUACUGAAGCAGGUGUCCAACAUGGCGAACACUGGCAGCAGCUCUCUCUCAGCGACUAUUCUCUUUUUAUUCCUGUUUCAAGCGGCUCUUCUUAAAGGAGCUGCCCAGGAACCAGUGGUGAGUCAGAACCUGGUGACAGACAAUGUGUCGGUGGUGGAGGGCGAGAUGGCGAUCAUCAGCUGUCGGGUGAAGAACAAUGACGACUCCGUUAUCCAGCUGCUCAACCCCAACAGACAGACGAUCUACUUCAGAGACAUGAGACCACUGAAAGACGCUCGCUUUCAGCUGGUGAACUUCUCAGACAACGAGCUGCGGGUGUCGCUGUCUAAUGUCUCGCUGUCAGACGAGGGUCGAUAUGUUUGCCAGCUCUACACGGACCCCCCACAGGAAGCCUACGCUGACAUCACUGUGCUAAUUCCUCCAGGUAACCCCAUCAUCGAGGCCCGCGAUGAGGUCCUGAGUGAGGGCAACGAGACGGAGAUGACCUGCACCGCCAUGAGCAGUAAGCCUGCCGCCACCAUCCGAUGGAUGAAGGGAGAUAAAGAGCUUCCAGGCAAGCCUAAAGUUGAGAUCACCUACGACAAGAUGUACACAGUAACCAGCCGGCUGACGUUCACCGUUAGUAAGGAGGAUGAUGGAGUACCGGUGUCUUGCAUCGUAGACCACCCUGCCGUCAAGGACUUCCAAGCACAGAGAUACCUGGAGGUGCAGUACAAACCGGAGGUAAAGAUCGUGGUAGAGUUUCCUCAGGGUCUGACCAGGGAAGGAGAGAACCUGGAACUGACGUGUCAGGCCAAAGGCAAACCCCAACCGCAGCGGGUGAACUGGGUGAAGGUGGACGACGACGUGCCAUCCCAUGCCGUCAUCACCGGCGGGGAUCUGUACAUCGAAAACCUAAACAAGUCCUACAACGGGACCUACCGCUGUGUGGCCUCCAACACGGUGGGGGAGUCUUUCGACGACUACAUCCUCUACGUCUAUGAUGCUCCCACCACUACCCCUAUACCCACCACAGCCACAACCACUACCACCACCAUCACCACCACCAUCUCCUACCCUGAAGGCAAUCAAGACACUGCGCCCAGCACUGAACCUGCAGCUCAUGAUUCACGAGCUGGAGAAGGAACACCCAGAACGGUGGACCACGCCGUGAUUGGAGGAGUGGUGGCCGUGGUCGUCUUUGCCAUGCUCUGUCUACUCAUCGUCUUGGGGCGCUACUUCGCAAGACACAAAGGUACCUACUUCACACACGAAGCCAAAGGAGCGGACGAUGCGGCGGACGCGGAUACAGCCAUCAUCAACGCAGAGGGUGGCCACACCAACUCGGACGAAAAGAAAGAGUACUACAUCUAAUCAAAGCAGGACCCCUCACUCUAAGUGUCCUCUUUGGGACGCCGAGCUGUUUUUGGGGGGCCGGGUUCAGGGGGGAGAGGGCGGUUUGACGGAGGGAUUCACUUUUAGUGAGAGUAGAGAGGUGGCGUUUUAAAGAAAGGCCUGGUUUUAAGCCGUUGUUUAGUCUAGUCUGCAGAUGUAGAUGGAAUGUUUUGUGUGUAAAAAAAAUUAAAAAUCAAAAAAGGACAAAAAAUGGGGAGGGUUCGGGGUUUUUCGGUAAACUGGGACGGGGGUUGGGGGUGGGAAGGGUGCGCCAAGACGUUGCCAGAAAUCACUGUAGAGAGCUUCACCAUUCGACACCUCCCUAACUGCUGGUACGAAUUUUAUUUAGUUCAACCAUUUGCAGAAAAUUCUGUGCCUUGUUCUAUCCAUACUUUGGAUUUGUGUUGAUCCUCAUUUGCAUAACCUUGUUGCUCCCCCCUUUUCAUCUUUCCCACUUCGUAAUCAUCAAUGUGCUGUUGGCUUUUGUAUGAGGGUAAAAUUACACAGCCACUUUAUUCAUUUCCCUAAAUGUGUCUGCACACACGCGUCCUCUACUGCAUAACAAAAACUCUUUCCAGUAUACUGUGAUUUGUCUCAAGCCAUUAUACUUCCCUCUCUCUAUUUUUUGUUUUGGUUUUGACAGCUCCAAAAAUGCAUGGAAUGCUUUACAUAUCAUUGUACAAAGGACAUAAAUGAGAAACAGGUUUAAUGUACUGUAUAUGCUCUCCCUGCCCCUGAACACAACCACAUUGAAAACAUAAUCAAAAAGAAGGCAGCAAAGAAAUGAUUUUAUUGGGCCAAUUUUUUAAAUUCAUGUUUUGCAACCUGAGUUUGUUCUUCAGAGCAGAUUUACUACGGCCUCUUAAACAAUUACCUUUCUUAGUAAAGAGAAGUAGUGCAUUAUUUUUCCUCGCUGCGCUGCCAUUUCAUUAUUUUGAUUUCCUCCUCUCUUCAGCACUGUUUUUCUUCUAUUAGUCUGAAUGGAAACUCUGUUUUCCCACCAGCUUUUAUUGAGUUCUAAUGAUGCGAUUCAAUUGAUUUCCAUCUGCUCUCACUCUAGAAUAUUUUCCUUACAAAUGGUAAGAAAAUGUAAAUUGUUUUAAAUUUGUUUUUUGGCAGACUCUCAGUCAAGAUGCCUCAGUAAUAAAAGGCUGUUGAAAAUAAAAAAUAUUAAUAUUGGGCCAACCAGCAGCUGAAAGAGGCGUUGUUGUACAUAACAUCACCGAAAAGAGAAACAGCCUCAAUCAAACACAUUCAAAUUAAUGUUCGGAAAGCUGCACAAAACGUCCUCCCUACAGCGGGUUCAUGUUAUCUCAUAGACACACACAAUCCAAUGUAAAUCAAGCCAAUGGAAUCACAGCUGUAUUGUACACUAAUCCUUACUAAGAAAUAUUUUUUACAACUUACUAGAGUACCUUUGUGGAUUUUAUUGUGUCACACUCAUUGUGAGUUUUGUCAAAAGGAAAGUAAAUGUCUUCAAACUGAAAUGCUCUGAGAGACAGGCCAGUCUUUCCAUCACACCUUCUAUAUGUUUUGCGUUGGUGCAGCAGCUUGUAAACAUUUUUGCAUGUAUGUAUACGUGCUAAAACUCAUUCUUUUUUGCUUCUCUAUCUUGCUUUACGUACUGUAUCACCUGCCAAAACUGAAUGAGGAUCUGUUUAGCUGUGCCAGCUGGGGAGCACUGAGGAAUGCCAAAAGUAAUUAACUGUUUGUAACUGAACUUAUUACAGAUGUUGUGCUCCGGGGGGGCGGGGGGGGUAAUCCAUGGGUUACAUUAAUGCCCCGGCUUCUUAACAUGGCAAUGAGCGGUGUAUUCAUGGCAUUGUUUGUCAUAAUUAUGUGUUCACGCAGCAAGCAGCUCGCUUAAUGAGUCCGUACUCUAUAUGACAGCUGUGGGUGGAAAGUUUUGAACAGGCUUUGUGGGUCAUGAAAUCACAUCACUUUGAACAUUUUAUCAACGUAAAUGAUCGACUUUUAAUCAACCCAACAGUAGCUGCAACCAUUCCUUUAUUAUUUUAUAACCCCCUGAGACCCGCGGGAUCGCCCGACUUUACUGUCUUUCAGAAGCUCUAGUAGGUUCAGUUUUAGUGCUAGAGUGAAGACACAGAUAUCAUGAGAAACUAGACCUAAACCUAAGAAAUCCAUUGGUACCAACCAUGUCAUACUUAGUUUUAACAUUCUGAAUGAAUUACUGUAUGCCGAUAUUAUUGGAGAUGUUGCUAAUCACGUACUAUUUUCGCAACUAUUGUGUUGUAGGUCCGUUGCUUUGGACGACUGGCAGCGUUUCUGUAUUUGACUGUUUUCUGUAUUUCCAACUUGCGCCUUUAUGUCAAAUUCAUGAAUUUGCUUCUUAAUUUGCUUCUGUUGUUUAGUUGAUGUGCUUUUUCUCAUAUGAGUUGCCAGAGCGGUAAUGAUGUUUUCUUCAUUUGCUUGUGUUUUCUUAAAUUGCACUACGUUGAGCUCUCUUCGCCACUGUACUUCACCUCAAAUUACACUUGAUUUUUAAUUUUAUAUACAAGCUACAUAUCAAUGAUAAUGGUAAAACAUACUCAAUUUUUAUUAAUAUGUCACUAGACGCUAUUGGGACCUAACGGUGUUGCUCGCUGUGUGGACACUCAUAUCUAAGAUUCAAUACUUUAUUGCCAUGUUAACACGUUUGAUUGGAAUUUCUCAACGUGCAGCUCAGAUUGCAACACAUUAACAGUGUGAUAGCUUUAAUAUAUCAUAGUCAUGCAUGAAGACAGCAUUUCCAUAUGGGGAUUGUGGUUUUGGGGUCUUUCGAAGCAGCCUGGUCUACAAAAAAAUAUGUUCUCAUACAACAAAACUGCCUUGUCAAUUACGUUUCGAGUGAAACUUCUCCCGGAUUACGUUUGUUUUGGCGUAUAAAUACAUUUCUAAUCAGAGUCCACGGAACUUAUGUCCCGUGUGAAACCAAAACUUAUUUUAAUUUAUGUCCGUAACUUAAAUAACGGGGUAAUGGGUUUCCUCAGGAGGGAGGCUGUCGUCUCCCUUAGAGAUAGGGUGAGAAGCUCAGUCAUCCGUGAGGGACUCGGAGUAGAGCCGCUGCUCCUUUGCGUUGAAAAGAGCCAGCUGAGGUGGU
This is a messenger RNA of Sebastes umbrosus (honeycomb rockfish), 4497 nucleotides long. RefSeq names its product cell adhesion molecule 1a (gene cadm1a). Bases 45 to 1376 code for a protein of 443 amino acids. NCBI's taxonomy places the organism in Eukaryota, Metazoa, Chordata, Actinopteri, Perciformes, Sebastidae. Gene Ontology annotation, cellular component: neuron projection; synapse; plasma membrane. The transcript has 12 exons. Gene Ontology annotation, molecular function: signaling receptor binding. Gene Ontology annotation, biological process: cell recognition; detection of stimulus; susceptibility to natural killer cell mediated cytotoxicity. The record is from RefSeq and is a predicted model, not a curated record.